Messenger RNA from Metarhizium album ARSEF 1941, 618 nucleotides. RefSeq names its product endosomal P24B protein. The coding region runs from base 1 to 618 and encodes 205 amino acids. NCBI's taxonomy places the organism in Eukaryota, Fungi, Ascomycota, Sordariomycetes, Hypocreales, Clavicipitaceae. Gene Ontology annotation, biological process: protein retention in ER lumen; Golgi organization; endoplasmic reticulum to Golgi vesicle-mediated transport. Gene Ontology annotation, cellular component: Golgi apparatus; COPII-coated ER to Golgi transport vesicle; endoplasmic reticulum. The record is from RefSeq and is a predicted model, not a curated record. The transcript has 3 exons.
AUGCAUCGGUCCUUGGCUGCGAGGUCAUUGUUCGCUGUGGCAACGGUGGCCUUCCGGGUCGCCAGCGCCCACAACAUUGUGCUGCCCGCCCACGGUAUUGAGUGCUUCCACGAGAGCCUGCAUCGCGACGACAAAAUGACAGUCACCUUCCAGACUGGUGAUCGGGAAUUCGGCAGCGCCGGCAACCUCGACAUUGACUUUUGGAUUUUAAACCCCAGCGGCAGCUACGAGGUCAACGAAAAGUCCGUCUCUGCCGGCGACCACUCCUUCACUGCUCACCACGACGGCAAAUACACAUACUGCUUCGGUAAUCAGCAUUGGGGAGCCAACACCAAAGAAGUUUCCUUCAACGUACACGGGGUCGUCUAUGUCAGCGAAUCCGAAAUGCCCUCUGACCCUAUCGAGGCCGAAGUCCGUAAAUUGGCCGAGCUCCUUGCCCAAGUGAAGGACGAGCAGGAAUACAUUGUCAUGCGAGAGCGCACCCACCGCAACACCGCCGAGAGCACCAACGCCCGUGUCAAGUGGUGGAACCUGUUCGUCAUGGGAGUCGUCCUCGGCGAGUCUCUUUUCCAGGUCUGGUGGCUGCGCCGCUUCUUCGAGGUCAAGCGUGUCGUAUAG